This is a messenger RNA of Zalophus californianus (California sea lion), 3522 nucleotides long. Its product is annotated as mucin-12-like. Bases 2509 to 3237 code for a protein of 242 amino acids. The record is from RefSeq and is a predicted model, not a curated record. The transcript is spliced from 7 exons. Lineage: Eukaryota; Metazoa; Chordata; Mammalia; Carnivora; Otariidae.
AUGUGGGGGGGGGGUCAGAUUUAUAGACUGUGGGAAGCCCCCUCUCUCUGCUCUCUUGUCUUCUCCCAUCUUGAAUGAGUAUCAGUACCUAGCUGGACCAGAAGGACGCCCAGCCCACAGGCAAUACCAGAAGGUUCUGAGCCAUUCAUUUAUUCAUUCAUUUAUCCUUCAUCCAUUCAACAAGCUUGUACUGAAAGCCUACCUACCCUGUGGUAUAGGUGCAGGGAACACAAUGGUCCUGGUUUUCAUGGAGCAAAGAAUGGCAGAACACAGCAAAAUGGCUGUGCAAUAUGGUUAGAGUUAAUGGUAAGAGACACACAGGGUGCAAUGGGAGAGGUUGAGUGCAAGUUGGUGAGGUGGAGGAAAAUCUUUCUGGAAGAAAUGACAGCUAAGCUGAGGCUAGAAUCACGAGGGGGAACAAGCCAGGUGGAGGGAAUUGAGGAGCCUAAGGUGAGAGAGAGGAGGGUAGAUUCCAGGAACAUAAAGAGCAGUUGACAGCUUGAAAUCAUGGUGGGAGAGGAGGUGGAAAGAUGACCCGUACCAAGUUACUUAAUCUUGAAGCAUCAGUAGUUUCGGCCCACCUGGGAAGGUAUCUGAUUUGCACUACAGACAGCUCAGUCUGGCUGCAGGACUGAGAAUGCACGGACAGGGGAUGGAGAUUAUAGUGACCUGGACCAGAGAGGUGACAAUGCAGAAGAAAAAUAGUCCAGUGUGAAAGGUCUUUAGGAAGCAAGACCAACGGAUCAUAGGGAUUUGAUGGGUGUUUGGAGAGAAGGAGGGAUGACACCAGAUUUCUGGGCCACUAGGGGUGUGGAGUGCCCUUUGUUGAGAUGAGGAAGGUUAAGAAGGAGGGAGAUGGGAAAGAAGAUGGUAAGUGGGCUGUGUGGAGUCUCAAGUGCCCAGGGCCCAGCCACAUUGAAUGGCUGAGUAAUGGAGCAGCAUGUGGUGGAACAUGUAAUAAAAAGUAUCUGCAUCAGAGACACUGGAAGAAGGUUUCCCUGGAUAGAAGUUGCUGGAAGCCCUGGGAGUAGACCAGAUGGCCUGGGGAUGGUCACAGCCCAGGGACUAACAUUUCCCAGGAAAGAAGCGUGGGAAGCACCAGCAUCUAAGGGAUAGGGAGGAGAAGCAGAGUGGCAAGAUGUAGACAGAAGUGUGGGAAGGGAGCCUGGAGGGUGUCUUGUCCCAGCAGGGAAAGAGGGAGAUCUUGUCAAGGGCCUGUGGGGUUCCAUGCCUCAGCGUCCUCUAGCCCCCCCUCACCCCCUGCCCAGUACCAGCGCUUAUUUCCAUCUCCAUUUUGGCACAAGGUUUUGUUAGUUUUUGUCCUCCUGUGUCUUGUUCCUGACUUCUCUGUCACAAUGGCUGUGACUGGUGACAGACCUUGUCUUAAGAUCUCUCAGUGCCCAAUUGGCCACCUAACAAGGAGCUUCUGGGUUGGAAUCUUGUAUUUCUAAAGCGACCUCAUGUUUCUUCAUUUCUAAAAGCAUGCUUAUUUGGUUUUCAAAAUACAAUCCAACAGACUCUAUUUAAAAUUUUUAAUUUAAAAUAUUUUUUAUUGUGGUAAAAUACCCAUAACAUAAAGUUUGCCAUUAACCAUCAAAUGAAUCAUUUUAAGUGUAUAGUUCAAUGACAUUAAGUAUAUUCACAUUGUUGUGCAACCACCACCACAGUCCAUCUCCAGAACUUUCUCAUCUUCCCAAACUGAAACUCUGUACCCUUUAAACAAUAACUCUCAAUUCCCCCUCAAACCACCUUGGGCAACCCCCAUUCUAUGUUCUGUCUCUAUAAACUGGAUGACUCUAGACACUUCAUAUCAGGACUCACGUAAAUACUCAUACAGGAUUUGUCCUCUUGUGACUGGCUUAUUUCACUUAACACAAUGUCCUUAAGUUUCAUCCACAUUGUAGUAUGUGUCAAAAUUUUCUUCUUUUGUAAGAUUGAAUACAUUGCAUUGUACUGUAUACCACAUUUUGUCUGUCUGUUCAUCCAUCAAUGGAUGCUUACUUAGUUUGCUUCCACCUUUUAGCUAUUGUGAAUAAUGCUGCUGUGAACAUGGGUGUACCAAUAUGUCUUCAAAUCCCUGCUUUCAAUUCUUUUGAUCAUAUGGUAAUUCUGUUUUUAAUUUUUUAGGGAACUGCCUUACUGUUUUCCGCAAUGGUUGUACCAUUUGACAUUCCCACCAACAGUGCCCAAGUGUUUGAUCUUGCCACAUCUUCAACCAAGAGCCUUCCAUUUUUAGGAAUGAAUUUCACCCAAUGGCAUUUAUUGUGAUCACUGAUAUUUUGGAAUCUUAGAUCGUUUGACUCUGCAGCUUCCCUCCAGGAUAUUAACUGUUGGAGGGAAGAGUCCUCUAGUCUGUCCUGCCUCUGUGUCACAUAGCUAAUUGUCUCUCAUCACCCCUCUUGCUUUGUGAGCCCCACUUUCUGGAAGGGUGGGAGACCCAAGGUGACUAAUGAAUCACCGAGUUCUGGUUCUAGGAAUGGCAGUGUUGUGGUGGAACAUGAUGUCGUUAUGGAGGCAAACUACACUUCAGAUUACCAGAAACUGUUUGAAAACCUCGCUAAAAUCAUAAAGGUCAGGAUUAUGAAUGAGACCAAAAGGCUAUCUGGUGAUUCUGAAGUGUGCAGAGCAGCCUCCUCACCUCUGUGUUACGAUGAGGAAGCCACUAUUGUGAGCAAGACUGUGAAGCUGGGCUUUGACCUGCAGGAGCAAUGCGCUCAGAAGGCCGCGAAGGACUAUGCCCAGUUCUACUAUGUGGAUGAACUGGAUGGGAAGCUGGCCUGUGUGACCAAGUGCACCUCGGGGACAAAGUUGCAACUGAACUGUCAUGAGGGUGAAUGUCAGCUGCAACGAAGAGGUCCCCGCUGCCUAUGCCCGACCUCGGACACGCACUGGUACUGGGGAGAGACUUGUGCCUUGAGCACCAGCAAGAGCCUGGUGUACGGAAGUGUGGGAGCUGUGGGAGCAGUGCUGGUGGUCACGGUGGUGGUCCUCACCGUCUUCCUCUGCCGAUCCCAGAGAAAACUGCACAGGGAAGAAUACAGCUUGUCUCAAGAGUGGCACGGAGAAGAUGUUCCUGGCAGCUUCCAGAACAUAGGCAUCUGGGGAGGUGAGAAUCUGAAGGAGAAUGCAUUCAGCCUUAAAAACAUCUACAGCCAGUUUCGGCCCUCCCUAGAGAAUGUUGACCCUACCACAGAGCUCCACAUCCAGAGGCCCAGGGUGGUGACAACUGCUCAGUAAGCGAGGCAGGGGCUUCUGCCCCUCAUCCAGAUUUGGACAAGACAGCGGCAGACAGAGAGCCCACCACAGUGCUACUCCCCCACCUCCCCCGUUGGUCAAAAGGAAACAGACGUCAGAGCCCAAGGUGGUCCUGCUCAGGCUGGUGGGCUUGGCCGGGCCCCUGCUGUGCACUCGCCUCUCCUCCAUCGCCCUCUAUCCAGGGGCCCCAGUGCUGCCCAGACACCCCAACAUCUUUGCUCCAUUGACUCACCACUCUGGAAUUUGCCUCCCAAUAAAAGAGCAAGG